AUGGAGGUCGGCGUGCGGGCUGCCCUAGGACUCUCUCUCACAGGCAUGUCUGGCCUCAGCCUGGUCUCCCCUGCCUGGUUCCAGAGCCCUUCCUUCUCCUAUGGUGUCUUUACGUACUGCUCCUGGCCACAGGGUGACCGCUGGAACCAGAGCUGUGUGACCUUUGGGUCCCCGAAGGACAUGCCUGGCUUGGCCUGGAAGGUCUCGGCUGCAAUGCUCCUGGGAGGUUGGGUCCUGCUGGCCGUUAGCGCUCUUCUCCUUCUGGCCUGGGCACUGGCCCCGAGAAGGUUGUAUCCCGGGAGGGGCCCUGGUCCAACACCCAUGGUGCAGGCAGCAGCAGCGGCCUCCACCCUUGUAGGUCUGCUGGUUUUUCCAGCCACUCUGGCUUCCCCAUUAGCCAAAGAAGUCUGUGAAGGCUCCUGCACAUACUACAGCGGAACAUGCCAGCUGAGCUGGGGCUACACCACUGCCAUCUUCAACACGGUCCUGACCAGCCUGCUUGUUGUCAUCAGAUGGCCUCGAAUGACCGCAAUCCAGAGGACAGCCACCCCCUCCUCUAAUGACACUCGGGGAAUCACUCUCGUGUCAGAAUAA
Molecule: messenger RNA, 594 nt
Organism: Peromyscus eremicus (cactus mouse)
Lineage: Eukaryota; Metazoa; Chordata; Mammalia; Rodentia; Cricetidae
Gene: Lhfpl7
Product: LHFPL tetraspan subfamily member 7
Exons: 3
Coding region: 1-594 (197 amino acids)
Cellular component (GO): membrane
Source: RefSeq, a predicted model, not a curated record